UUACAGUUCGACCAUCUUGUCUUAUCGAUUGCAUAUCGAAUAUGCACUCAGCCCUGGUCCACAUACAGCCACGCGUCGUGGUGUCGUCACAUCGUCUGGGAAUUUGAGAAUCUAUAAGCCCGGCACAACCAAAACAGGAUGCUCCCUCAAUUGCAUAACAGCAUUUUUGCAUAAGUGUGCGUGAGUGUCGACAAGCCAGGGAGGAAUCACACAAAUACAUACUAAUCGGCGAAUCGCUUCACAACCUCGACUGGCUCUACAAAUCAUAACAUUAAACAAAACCGAUAAAAGCUGCGUUGAUAUUGAAUUUUUGCGGUGUCAAAUGCAAAAGAAAACGUAAUUCAUUUAGUUUUGACGAAGCCGCAAAAUUGUUUGGUUGCAACCACAUAUAUCGAUAGUUAACAGUAUUCGUUUCAAAACAACUUUUACAUAACCACAAUCUCUGUUAUAGCUGUGUUAUCGAUUGUUAGAGACCGUGUUGCGGAGCCAUUUACCAGCUGCUGUUAAAUUCAAUUUGAGCGUUCUCAAUGUUUAUAUCUGCCAAGUUAAAAAAGCCGGCUAAAUCAUCAUAUUGAACGCAUCAUUUACACACAUUCUAUUGUGCAAAAGGAAAUUCAAUAUUUUGAGCGGAUUACCGGACAAACGGAAGAAAGCAAUCGUACGCCAUCACAGUGGAAUUAAUUAAUGCUUGCUGUUAAUAACAGUUCAGCGGGCUGUUAAGUUAGAUGCCAAAACAAUAACAGAAAACUAACAGUGACCACAUUACAUAAACUCGCAGUGUAGUCAGUCAGUCGAGUGCGUCGAGUGAUAUGGCCGUGUUUCUGAUCAACAUCUGCAAAUUUAAUGGCUGUUUUAAAACAUUUCCAAGUCUAAGCGACUUAAUAUCACACAUUGAGGACACACAUAUAGACUAUGAUCCAAAGGUGGUCGAGCAAAAGGAGCUGGCACAGCCCGCAUCGCUGCCGUUGAGCUACGUGCUGCGCUUCAUCUCCGAUGAUGCGCGCAAGGAGGCUUCCACAUUCUUGUCCAACACCACCAACAACAGCAGCGCUAGCAACAACAACAACAGCAGCAAUGCUACCAACACUGGCAGCGGCGGCAACACCGGCAAUGCAGAGCUCAAACGCAAACUGGCCAUUAAGCAUCAUAGCUAUAGCAUGUCAUCGUCCAAUCGCAGCAAUACGCCCACUGGCAGUGAAAUGGACGAGGAUGAAAUGGUCGUUACGGAAUCAGAGGAUAGCAAUGACUCUUGGACCACCGAGGAGUUUAGCUCGGAGUUCAUAAUGCGUUAUGGCAGCAGGCAUUCCGGUGGCGGCAGUAAUGGCACGCCAGGCAAUGAGAAACCGUUUGCGUGUCCCGUGCCCGGUUGUAAGAAGCGCUACAAGAACGUGAAUGGCAUCAAAUACCAUUCGAAAAACGGACACAAAAAGGAUGGCAGAGUGCGCAAGGGCUACAAGUGCCACUGUGGCAAGAGCUAUAAAACGGCGCAGGGCCUGAAAAACCAUGCGCUGCUCACACACAACACACAGCCGGAGAGCGUGCUCACCACCCAGCAGCUUGCCAAUCUCACUGCAGCAUCGGCGGCCGCUGACACAGAGCCAGUGACCCGAUGCAAGCCUGCGGUCAAUAAUGGUCUGGUCGGAGGCAAUAGCGUGCUGACAAGCAAUGGCAAUGGCAACGGUUUGAUCCAGCGCAGCAAUUCACCUUCGCAGUCACUCGGCUCGCUGAGUCCGUCGAGUAGCAACAUGUCGAGCAGCACCAGCACUAGUGGCCUUGGUGCUGGCAGCUUGGGAAGCAAUAGUUUGUCCAGCACAGCUGCCACUGCCAGCAACAUGUUGCAACAGCUCAGCAAUGGCAACAUUGUCACUGUGACGAAUGUACCACAGCAGCAGCAGCCGCAGCAAGCGCUGCCUCAACAGCAGCAACUACAGCAGCAGCAGCAAAUGAACAUCGGCACACAGUCGCAAAACGCAAACGCGCCGACCGCAGCGACAGCAACAACAAAUACAACAGGUAACAGCAACAACAGUUUAAUGCGCAGCACACUCGGUUUAGUAUCCAUUAAAGCCAACAACAACCACAACAACAAUACCGUUGCCGCUGUUGCUGGCGGUAACAACAAUAAUCCAAAGUCCGUUAGCAAUUUAAUAGCUGCCAAUGCAACGGCCAACAAAAUACUCAAGCUGGCCACUAAUGUGGCCAACGGUGUGGAUAUUGCACAGCAGCAUAAGUUGGUUGACAACAUGCCCAAGGCAAACGGCAACAAUGUCGCAACAACUGCUGUUGUUGCCAACAGCAACAACAACAACAACACACCCACUAAAAUCACGCUGCCCAAUUUGGUUAACCUUGGCAUACUGACGCCGGCCACCUCGCCCACCAAGAACACACAGACCUUGACUUUCACCACAACAGCCGGUCACAAUCUUCAACAGCAGCAGCAGCAACAACAGGCUCUGGUGGCCUCGCUCACGAGCAACAUGCUGCAGCAGCAGCAGAAGCUUCCCAAUGUUACCAAGACCAAUAUACUGUUGCUGCAGGAACCCAACACGGUUACAACACAUCUGAUUCAAUCGCCACCGCAGCAACAGCAGCAGCAACAUGUGUUGCCCAUCAGUCCCACAAGCAGCAUUAGCAGCAGCAAAAGCAGCUCACCAACACCAACACAUCAGCAGCAACAACAACAACAGCUUAAUCAGCUAACCAAGAGCUCAGCAACUGUUGCUCUAAAGCAGAAGCAUGUCAUGACCAACAGCAUUGCGUUGUCGGCAGCAACAAGUGCUUCCACCGUCGAGCCAAUGGAAACAGAUGAGUUGCCAAUUGUGGCAACGGCAACAGAUGCACUCGCUGACAACAGUCAUGCUACGGUUGUUGGAGGCACAGUUGAUAGCAAGGAUAUGCCGUCUUCCAUAGCUGCGGCUGUCACUUCGGGCACCAUCACUGUGGCGGCCAUUGAAGUUGUCGGCGCUGGCGUUGUCAACACUGAAACGUAGCCUAUACUCAAGAAGCUACUGAUGCGUCGAAAGUGCGCUCUAGAAUCGGCUGCGGCCCAACCAAUUUAAUUAAAACAAAAAAAAAAAAAAAAAAAAA
Drosophila nasuta is the source of this 3090-nucleotide messenger RNA. RefSeq lists its product as uncharacterized. The record is from RefSeq and is a predicted model, not a curated record. The transcript is spliced from 6 exons. Gene Ontology annotation, cellular component: nucleus. NCBI's taxonomy places the organism in Eukaryota, Metazoa, Arthropoda, Insecta, Diptera, Drosophilidae. The coding region runs from base 810 to 2993 and encodes 727 amino acids.